Molecule: messenger RNA, 674 nt
Organism: Megalops cyprinoides (Indo-Pacific tarpon)
Lineage: Eukaryota; Metazoa; Chordata; Actinopteri; Elopiformes; Megalopidae
Product: methyltransferase-like 26 B
Exons: 6
Coding region: 1-618 (205 amino acids)
Source: RefSeq, a predicted model, not a curated record
AUGCUGAUCUCACCGGUGGCAGAACGGAACCAGGAUGGGCUGCUGUCGGUGCUGUGGGAGCAGCUCGAGGAUCAGUCGCAGCGCGAGCUCUUCGCGCUCGAGCUGGGCUCUGGCACCGGGCAGCACGUGGUGCACUUUGCACAGGACCUCCCUUUCGUCACCUGGCAACCGUCGGACAUCAAAGAGGAGUUCAGGGACAGUAUUCGCUCGUACAUUGUGGCAACGAAGGUAAAGACCGUGUUGGAGCCGGUGCAUCUGGACGCAGGCGAGCCAUGGGAGAAAUGGGCGGGGCUCCCGAAGAGCUCCUGUGAUGUCAUCCUGGCGAUCAACAUGCUCCACUACUGUUCUUUCAGCACCAUCGAGGGUGUGUUUAAAGGGUCUGGACAGGUCCUGAGGAAGGAUGGCUUCCUGAUGACAUAUGGGCCCUACGCUGUCAACGGCAUCAUCACUCCCAGCAGCAAUGAGGAGCUGGACCAAUCUCUGCGGGAGAAGAACCCCGAGUGGGGCUUGCCGGAUGUGGACGUCCUGAGGCAGCUGGCGUUUGGGAACGGGAUGCGUCUGGAGAGGAUGGUGGAGAUGCCGGAGAGCAAUAAAUGCCUGAUCUUCAGGAAGCUCUGAUGCCACAGCGUUCCCGGGAACACAGCCCACCGGUUCCACGUCCCCUCACACCUCCA